Bactrocera oleae (olive fruit fly) is the source of this 3048-nucleotide messenger RNA. It is a transcript of the gene yki, whose product is annotated as Transcriptional coactivator yki. Gene Ontology annotation, molecular function: transcription coactivator activity; protein binding. Gene Ontology annotation, biological process: positive regulation of transcription by RNA polymerase II; hippo signaling. The record is from RefSeq and is a predicted model, not a curated record. NCBI's taxonomy places the organism in Eukaryota, Metazoa, Arthropoda, Insecta, Diptera, Tephritidae. Gene Ontology annotation, cellular component: cytoplasm; nucleus.
UAAAUGCUACUGUGGCACAUACACAAGUUAUCAUGAUAUAUAUUACAUAGAUUACGUUUGCUUACGCAACCAACAAGUGAAAUACUAUUGCUAUAACAGCUGGUUCUGUGAUACCGAAAUUGAUCCGAACUUAAUUGUCUGUCUGACUAUCAUUUCGACGAUUUAACCGUGUUUGGAAUCUCUGCUUCCCAUUUUUUAACGCUGGCGAGUAGGGUAUUGAUUAAUUGCUAACACAGGCAAUCGUUCUAAUGUUUCGUAUUUUUCUGUGAUGGAGAACUGCUUCUUUUAGCCAAAAAUAAAGAAAAAAACCGCUUUACGUUUUCUACAAAAAAUUAUACAAUAAUAUAUUGCUCAGUUCUUAAAAUCAAUCAAAAAAAAUUGUAUUUUCAUUUAUAAUAUUGGUAUGAGAUAUUAAAUUCAUAUUAUGUGGUUUUAGCAUGAAAAGUGGCCAUAUGCGACAUACAUGGCUUAAUAAUUUAUAUGAGAAUUAUAAAAAAGAGAAUUUAAUUAGCCGCUUGAUUCCGACACAUGUUUACUCAUUAAAGGACGAACAUAAAAUACAUCUGUAUGACGUAUUACACAAAUUUGUUGUGUAACAUGUCUAAUCAAAAUACUUCAAAACAACUUUGUUAAGCACAUUUAGCGAAAUUGUUGUAGUAGAUGUAAAACAGAGUUUUUAUCCUAUGAGGAUGCAUAUUUUCUCCUUCUAGCUAGAGGGAGACCCAUAAAGAGUUGUGCCAUAAAAAUUAGUAGUUUCAUUUAAGAUAAUUUUGGUAACAAAGGGCAAAAAAGAUUGAUGUUCCUUCGUAAAUUCCUCUGAAUUUAAAUUAAUUAAUCCGAUUUUGGGAUAUGGCACUGAAUUUACAUAAUUUCAAGAAACAAUUAUUCCUCUAGUAUGAGAGUGUAAUUUCACACCUACCAAUUAAAUAAACUUCAAUUUCGGUUUGUGUUUGAGAAUUAAUCUAAUUCGGUACAAGAACUUAUAAUUAAAGUCAUAAAUGAACAAAGCAUAUUAAAUUGAGAACACUGCUUCAAGUUUCAGCAACAGGAAGUCAAGAUCGUAGGUAAUCUGAAAAACAGAAUGUUGGUAACUCUAUACGAUAUAAUAUGCUAUACUCUUAAUAGUUUGUCAAUUUUUUUUGCUAAAAGUUCAAUAAGUAAUUAAAAAAUAGGAAGAAAAGUGUACUCCAGUGUAUUUUCAAGUUGAAUAUUGCAAAAGUUGAAGAACGAUAAUUCAAAUAGUAGACGAAUAAUUGCGUUUCGUUGUAUACGAUGGCAGCAAGCUAAGGUUGGAAUAAACCAUACAACCGCCAUUUUAAGAUUCUCAAUUGGUACAUGCACAACACAGAAUUGUGUUGCUUGAUAAAUUACCAGUGGAUAUUUUUUUUUGUCGUUUGCAAUAAAAAUGUCUUUAAGCAAAACAGUGGGCAGUCUUAAUAAAGGCAAUGCAAAAGAAAAAUCUACAUCUAAAGAGUCGAAUAACUUAGUUGUUCGUAUAGAUCAAGAUUCCGAUAAUAAUUUGCAAGCAUUAUUUGAUAGCGUAUUAAAUCCGACAGAGUCAAAAUGUCCACUUCAAGUGCCUUUCCGAAUGCGUCAGCUCCCAGAGUCCUUCUUUAAACCACCUGCAACUGCAUCUCGAUCGCCUUCCGUUGCACAUUCACGAGCAAAUAGUGCUGAUUCUGCUUACGACACUGGCUCACAACCGAAUGUUAGCCAAGGGAAUAUAUCAACGAGCUCUGUUGCCGCAGUUCCAGCGACAAUAACGCAACCACAAGUAACAGCGAAUAGACUCUCAAUUUCUCAUUCGCGUGCGCAUAGUAGCCCAGCUUCGCUUCAACAAACAUACAAUGUACAUAUAGGAAAUGUAAUGGAAACGAGUGCAUGCAUUCAGGAUGGAAUAGGACCUGUUUUUACUACAGGAGCCGUCCCAUUUCCUCCUGGCGUUAAUGCUGGUUCAGCAGUCCGAAUGGAGCAAGGAGAUCAGCCAGUGCCUAAGGAUGCCCCAAAUACAAUUCAGACAUUUCAUAUGAAACAAAGAUCUUAUGAUGUUGUCAGUACUAUACAAUUACAAAAUGAACUAGGACCAUUGCCUCCGGGAUGGGAACAAGCUAAGACUAAUGAUGGUCAAAUUUAUUAUUUAAACCAUACUACAAAAUCAACGCAAUGGGAAGAUCCGAGAAUUCAGUUGAAGCAGCAGAUAUUUCAAGAUGGUCUUUCUCAUAAUGUUAAUUUAAAGAGCAAAGAAUCUGUUAAUUUAGCUGAUAACUUGGGUCCUCUUCCAGAGGGAUGGGAACAAGCUUACACAGAAUCUGGAGAUGUUUAUUUUAUUAACCACGUAAAUCGAACAACCUCGUGGAAUGAUCCCCGAAUACCCGAUUUUUUGCAAAAACCGGUGAAAUCGCAAAAGCCCGGUCCAUCUUGGCUGAACAUCCAACAUAUCGAAAAGGAGCAGGAUUAUUUUAAACCAAGUUCUGAGCAGAGUUCUUUGACUAGACAAAAUGGCAGUCUUCAAAUGGACCCAUUUUUAUCCGGUGACAAUCAUGCACGGCAGGAAUCAAGUGAUAGCGGUUUGAGUUUGUCUUCAAAUACGUUUUCCACCACAGCGGAUUUGAUGCCGAAUAUUGAUGAUAGUAUGGAUUGUAUAAGUGAAUCAGGUAGCCUAAAUGCCUUAAGUGGCAUAGAUUGCCCAGAUAAUCUUGUAUCUUCACUACAGCUUGAAGAUAAUAUUUGCAAUGAAAUGUUCAGUGAUGUUCACAGCAUGUUGAAUGCAUCUGCAACGAAGCCUGAUACUUUGGACUGGUAUAAAAUAAAUUAAAAUUUAGAAGAGCCUGAAAUAUAUAUUUAUAACAAAGUAUCGAACGUUUCGUCCUUUUGGAUUAUACAAGUUUUAUCCACAUAAUUUCAGCGGUAAUCAACUGAUGUUAAAUUUUAAGAAUAGUUGGAAAAUAAAUAUAUCUUUAUAACAAAAUUGAAUUGAAGUAAGUGUAUUGUACAUUUAAUUUUGAAUAAAAAGAAAAAUAAAUGAGCUGUCAAAUUAUCAGACCCCGA